CUAAAAAUAAAUAAACCAAAUCUUUUUUAAAAUUUUAAAAACAAAGUCAAUUCACUUCUACUCUUGCAAAUCAAAUCAAGGCAGAAAAGGAUAAAACCAAGAAGCAUUCUCCUGAGGGAAUCCAAUGUAUCCACUUUCCAUAAAAAGACAGUUUCUUCACAUACCCAGCUGAUACCUUUCAAGGGUACAUUAAAUAGUAUCUUAUUUCUUUCUGCCAUAACAACCAACAUUUUCAAAGGCAUUUCAGUGAUCUAAAUUGAGUUUUACACAUACUGUAUUACUCAUAAAAUUUUCUUUAAAAUGAAAAAAAAUAAUUCGGUAUGCUGUGUUGAGGAUACCUGGUGCUGCUGCAGGCAGAGUGAGCAAAAGAUUCUGGAUGCCAGGGAUGCCGUUAAGCUGGAGUGGGAAUGUCCACUGAAAGAAGGAAGCAUUUACGAUUGAGCUGGAAAUAGCUUUGUUUCAGAGACCAAAUUAAACCUAUCUAAGAUGUUUAUGGUUGUUGGCUUACUUAAUCAGUUUGUUAUUGAUAUCUUUGAGAAAGUCUAUUCUCAGUAACAUUGUCAAGUGAACCAUGGAAGCUGGUCACAGCGAUCUUAUUUUUAUUCUUCUAGGUAGGUAGAGGUGCAUUUCAACUACACAAUUAGUUUUACUUAGCUUUAUUUAUUUUACCUGGUGUUGAAAUAUUUCCAAAGAAAUCCUGAUUUUUAAUCUCCCAUCAUUUGAGCUCUUACCUGAAGUGGAUUUUGCUUGAACUCAAUUGAUUUCACCUCUUAACAAUCUGAAAUUAAUUCUAUUUGGUGUUUUGUGUUCUUAUAUAUACACUAACCUAUUUAAUGUAUUUUUGGGAUAUUUAGACAUACAGUUUCCUGCAUAUUUGAGCAGAAACUGGUGAGUUAGAAAUGGAUAUAGCCAUGAUAAAUUAUUAUUGAAUUCCCUGGUAUCCACUCAAAUGUAAUUCACCUUUCCCAUGACCUUAUUUUGUCAUAAUCAUAGGACCUCAAAUCACCCUUGUUGUGAGAGGGUGGUAGAAGUGAGUCUUGAAUGUUCAUUUUCUGCAUUCUGUUACAUUCUUACAACAGGGUAAUCUAUUUGAUCUUGAUUAAUUAACAUAGAAGGGGAAUUUGAUGUUAAAAGUUACAGUAAGUUGAACAAGUCUAAUAAAAUCAUGACAAAAUUCUACCCAAAUAAAAAUGAAGUGGAACCCUAAAAUGCUUACUUAUGUCAGAAACUUGACUGUUUCUAGCUCCUCUUUUAAAUCAUUUAAUUUGAUAAGAUGUUUCUAUGAUAAGUAUUCCUUGGCCUCAGUUUUCCUCCUAAUAGUCUAAUUGUUUUCUUGAUUGUGCAGAUGUCACCAUAAAAAAAUUCAAUCUAUUGUUCAUGCCAUUUUGUAAGUCAUGUAACUUAGAGACAUGAUUGUUUAUUUUACCACCAGUGUUGCUAACCCACUUUUACUUUUGUAUCGUUUGUUGGGAUGAAUAAAUAGAGUACUUCAUGGCUUCACAAAUUACACUGCUCAUCAGCGAUAAAUUGCACUGCUAAAGAGUAAAAUAAAGUUGGUUACAGGAAGUUUACAUUUCCUGAGAGUGUAAUUCUUAAUUAAAUGUUGGUGUGCAUGAAAAUCACUUAAGGAGGUAAACUGAAGUGCAGAUUUCCAUUAGCACCACCAGAGAUUUGAUUCAAGAUCAGGAGACCAGCCCAGAAUUGACUUUACGGGGGGGAACUCCAAACUCCCAGGUAAUCCUUUAUGCAAGCGGUUCCCACACUCCAGUGCGAGAAACACUGACUGGACUGAAAAGUCUUUAUAAUGCUCAAGUUUUGGAAAUGGUAUUGACCUGCAAACAUCUCUUGAAGUUAUUGAUUUGAACGCGUGGUGGCACUGCAGGCUAAGAGAGUAAAUCCAAGCUCUGCGGAUUCGGAGGACGCCCUUUCACCGAGAAACCCAAGGGGGGCAAAAUACAUUUAAGCUAAAGCCAAAAUAAAUGUGUUUGCGAAGGCAGUCACCGCCAGACGAGUUUUUAAAAAGAGAAUUAGAAAGUCUUUAGCAAAGAUAUUUUGGAGGGUCGACGGUGGACCUGGUGACUGGGAAUUAAAAAGGAUUUUCCCCCGGAUCAGACAUAACAAUAGAGAUGGCGCGAACAAACGCACCUCGCAACAAAAGGCAAGUGACGGUUUUCAUUAUGUUGAUGGUUUUGUGGGAGGUGGGUUCAGAAUCGAUUCAGUAUUCUGUAUUGGAGGAGACAGAAGUUGGCACGUUUGUGGCUAAUUUGACAAAGGACCUGGGACUCAGGACCGGAGAGCUGGCUGCUCGGGGAGCCCGGCUUGUUUUCAAGGGGAACAGACAGCGUUUGCAGCUUGACCCACAGACAUAUGAUUUGCUGCUAAAUGAAAAACUGGACCGGGAGGAGCUGUGCGGCUCCACUGAGCCGUGUCUGCUCCCCUUCCAGGUGUUGCUGGAAAAUCCCUUGCAGUUUUUCCAGGCGGUCUUGCGAGUCAGAGACAUAAAUGACCAUGCCCCGGAGUUCCCGGCUAGAGAAAUGCUACUACAAAUAUCAGAAAUUACUACGCCAGGAAAGAUAUUUCCUUUGAAAAUGGCGCAGGAUUUAGACGUGGGUAGCAACAGCCUUCAGAGCUAUGCAAUCAGCUCCAAUUCUCACUUCCACGUUCUCACCCGCAAUCGCAGCGACGGCAGAAAGUUCCCAGAGCUGGUACUGGACAAAGCGCUGGACCGCGAGGGGCAGGCGGAGUUCAGGCUAACCCUCACCGCGUUGGACGGUGGGUCUCCGCCCCGGUCAGGGACCGCAGAGAUUCAGAUCCGGGUCUUGGACAUUAAUGACAACGCCCCCGAGUUUGCUAAGGAGCUCUAUGAGGCACAAGUCCCUGAAAACAACUCCCUUGGCUCUCUGGUUAUCACCGUCUCAGCGAGAGAUUUAGAUGCAGGAUCCUUUGGAGAAGUAUCGUAUGCUCUAUUUCAGGCCGAUGAUGUUAAUCAACCCUUUGAAAUAAACGCAAUCACAGGAGAAAUUCGACUGAGAAAGAUGUUGGAUUUUGAGAAAUUUACAUCUUAUCAUGUGGAUGUUGAUGCCACAGAUGGUGGGGGACGAUCAGGAAAAUGCUCUGUAAUCAUCAAGGUUCUGGACGUGAAUGAUAACGCCCCUGAACUGACCAUGUCGUCCCUCAGCAGCCCCAUCCCUGAAAACCAGCCCGAGACGAUAGUGGCGGUUUUCAGUGUAUCAGAUGCAGAUUCUGGACAUAACCAGCAGGUUGUUUGCUCUAUAGAUGACAACAUCCCCUUUCUUCUAAGACCGUCAGUGGAGAAUUUCUACACUUUGGUAACACAAGGAGCGCUGGACAGAGAGCGCCAGGCCGAGUACAACAUCACCAUCACUGUCACAGACAUGGGGACUCCCAGACUGAAAACAGAGCACAACAUAACCGUGCUGGUCUCCGAUGUCAACGACAACGCCCCAGCCUUCACCCAAACCUCCUACACCCUCUUCAUCCCAGAGAACAACAGCCCCGCCCUGCACAUAGGCAGCGUCAGCGCCACAGACAGAGACGCGGGCACCAACGCCCAGGUCACCUACUCCCUGCUGUCGCCCCAGGACCCCAGCCUGCCCCUGGACUCCCUGGUGUCCAUCAACGCUGACAACGGACACCUGUUCGCCCUGAGGGCGCUGGAUUUCGAGGCCCUGCAGGCAUUUGAGUUCCUGGUGGGCGCCACAGACCGCGGGUCCCCGGCCCUGAGCAGCCAGGCGCUGGUGCGCGUGCAGGUGCUGGACGCCAAUGACAACGCGCCCUUCGUGCUGUACCCGCUGCAGAACGGCUCUGCGCCCUGCACCGAGCUGGUGCCCAGGGCGGCCGAGCCUGGCUACGUGGUGAGCAAGGUGGUGGCGGUGGACAGCGACUCGGGCCAGAACGCCUGGCUGUCUUACCAGCUGCUCAAGGCCACAGAGCCCGGGCUGUUCAGCGUGUGGGCGCACAAUGGCGAGGUGCGCACUGCGCGGCUGCUGAGCGAGCGCGACGCGGCCAAGCACAGGCUGCUGCUGCUGGUCAAGGACAAUGGCGAGCCUCCUCUGUCAGCCAGCGUCACGCUGCACGUGCUGCUGGUGGAUGGCUUCUCGCAGCCCUACCUGCCUCUGCCCGAAGUGGCGGCCGUCGCGGCCCAGACUGACCCACUCACGGUCUACCUGGUCAUCGCGCUGGCGUCGGUGUCGUCGCUCUUUUUGUUCUCGGUGCUGGCGUUCAUCGCAGUGCGGCUGUGCAGGAGGAGCAGGUCUGGUUUGGUGGGUGGCUGCUCGGUGCCUGAGGCCCAGUUUCCAAGCCACCUGGUGGACGUUCGGGGCACCGGAACCCUGUCUCAGAGCUACCAGUAUGAGGUGUGCCUGACGGGAGGUUCAGAGGCCAGCGAGUUCAAGUUCCUGAAGCCGAUUCUCCCCAGCUUCCCUUCUCAAGGGACUUGGGAGGGAAUUGAAGGAAAACCCCACCUUUCGGAAUAGCCUCCUAUUCAGUUAAGUAUUGGAUUGUUCCACUAAACCUUACUUAAUAAAUAUGGAAAUCUCUUAUAACUUUACAUUACAUGUUAUUGAUGGUGUCUUUCUUGAUUAAUUUACUACUGUUCCUUAGGGUGAUAUUAAAAGAAAUUCAAAUGUUGCAUAUGCACAAUAUUUUCCCUAUAUUAUGUUUAGUAGCUUUAAAUUAUUCAUUCAGUUUUAUUUGACAAUCUGAAUAAAAAGUAAAAAUUAAUUUGAAUAAUUAAAAAUUUUUGAAGUUCAGUCAUAUCUUUUUACAAAAGUUAUAUUCCAAAAUUCUUAAGUAUGACUGCCUUUCUAACUAUUGGCGACUACUGUAGUUACUACUACCAUGUAGGAAAAAGCUUUAAAUGUGUUUCAUAUUAUUUAAUUUGCCAGUGUAGGGGGUACACUGCUCAUUUGGGGGUAACUCCUACAAUGUGAUAAAAUAAAGAUGAGUUCUAACGAUGGCUGAAUGCUAAGAUAGCCAUUCAUAUUUAUGUGUAUUUCAGUAACUAAUUGUAAACACAUAUUUUCUGUGAAUAUAGACUUUAAAAACUGUAAACACAUUAAAUUGUAGUUUGUGAGCUUCAUGUAAGAAUAUGAUUUUUUAAAACACUAGUCCAAUUAUAAAUGCUUAAUAAACAUUUGAUAAGUGUUAACAUUCCUAUAGUGAAUUAAAAAAUAAUUUUCAAGUGAUGCAGAAAUGUUAAUAUUCUCUUUACACUCUAGUACCCUUGUCAAAAGUGAAAUUAUUAAGUAUCAUUCUUUUGCUUUUCCUCUAAAUUGGAAAUACCUUCCAGUACCCAAAGCUCUAUUACAGAAUGUAAAAUGCUCAAGAGUACAUUUUUCCUCCUUGUCUUUGUCCAAUGAUUUGAAAGUUCAAAAGUAUUGUUAAGUAAAAUUCAAAUUAUAUUUUGCAAACUCCUAUUCCUAGCCUCUUAGCUUUUACUAAUAUACAUGCGAUGCCUGCCAAGACCUAAGUGAGUUAUUAGUGCCAGGUUAUUGGGUACAUAAUGUCAUAUUUUCCCUCCUAGCACUGUGUAUACAUCAUUUAUCUUUAUUAACCAUAAAAUCAUUUACUUUUUACAAUUUAACCAUAUUUGGUUUUAUUUGUAGUCUUUUAUGUAGUCUUUGUAGUCAAUUUAACCAUAUUUGGCUGUAUUUGUAGUCUUUUAUGAAAAAAAUUCAUCUUUUCAAUUUCCCAUCAAUAUUAGGCAGUUUAUCCUAAAGUGAAAAGUGAGUGAAUAUUGUAUUUUUAUCCUUAAUUAAAAUGGAAGUGAGCUUAA
This is a messenger RNA of Phyllostomus discolor (pale spear-nosed bat), 5797 nucleotides long. RefSeq names its product protocadherin beta 6 (gene PCDHB6). Gene Ontology annotation, biological process: homophilic cell-cell adhesion. The record is from RefSeq and is a predicted model, not a curated record. Gene Ontology annotation, molecular function: calcium ion binding. The transcript has a single exon. Lineage: Eukaryota; Metazoa; Chordata; Mammalia; Chiroptera; Phyllostomidae. Gene Ontology annotation, cellular component: plasma membrane. The coding region runs from base 2127 to 4496 and encodes 789 amino acids.